Messenger RNA from Didymodactylos carnosus, 1101 nucleotides. NCBI's taxonomy places the organism in Eukaryota, Metazoa, Rotifera, Eurotatoria, Philodinida, Philodinidae. The record is from the annotation of a GenBank genome assembly.
AUGAACAGGAAUUCCAAACGAUAUAUUUUAAAACUUUUGUUCAUUGCAUUCAUCGUAAUCAAUGCUGGAAUCAUAACACCAAUUUACAUUCGCACUGUCAAAUACAACGACGGCGGUGACAGCGCUGCUGCUGGUGAAAAUAAGAAGCCAGUUUCUUUAUCAAUUCUUACUACCACCACCACUACCAUUCAAGUAGUGUCGAACCACAACGAUGUAUCAUUUUGGAAUUAUGGCAUUGAUCUAGAAACGUUACCAAAACCUCGUUCUACACUCAACAUCAGUGUCCUACUAACAGAGUUGAAACAAUCCUAUGUGAUCAUAGCAGCGUGUGCUCAUAACGAAGCUCGUAAUAUUGAAGGCUUGCAGAGCGUUGUAAACAUGAUCACACAUUAUUUUGGAAGAUAUACUGUUCUCUUAGGUGAAUCGGAUUCAAAGGAUAAUACAUUAGAAAAACUGCGUCGGUGGGCGCUGAACGAUACUGCUAGCAAUGUACAUUUAUUUGCACUUGGUAAUUUAACAGCAGUAGAGAAAAAUAUAACAAGUAGAACGAUGCGUAUUGCUCACUGUCGCAAUACAUUGUUAAAUGCAGCACGUACAGAAUUUGAAUUAUCUAAAUCUCAGUAUUUUUUCGUCUGCGAUCCUUCUCAAGCUUCCGAUCUGAGUGUAUUUACCAGAGAGAAUUUUCUGUCGAAUUUUAUGUAUGACCGAAAUGAAUGGGCUGCUUUCACAGCUACACAGACCUAUGAUUACUACGAUAUAUGGCCGUUAAGAUCAAAAUUAGUGAAUCAUGAUGCUUUAGACAUGGUUAAUCGAUAUAAAGCAAAUUGGACAUUCUGGCCAGCAUGGGAUAAUUUUGUAACGCCAUAUAAACGUCCAAUUCCACUUGACUAUCCUCAUCUCAUUGAAGUUAAUUCAGCGUUCGGUGGUGCAGCAAUUUAUCAAUCAAAAUAUUUAAAAUCAUGUAACUAUAGUGGAUGGUUAGUAGACAAAGAAGUCAGUGAACAUGUACCAUUUCAUGAAUGUAUCAAAAACAUAAGUGGUGGAGGAGCACGAAUAUUUAUCAAUCCGAAAUUUCAAACAGCAACUGACUGGAAAGAUUGA